Anneissia japonica is the source of this 603-nucleotide messenger RNA. Its product is annotated as polyubiquitin-B. The transcript has a single exon. Gene Ontology annotation, molecular function: ubiquitin protein ligase binding; protein tag activity. Gene Ontology annotation, cellular component: cytoplasm; nucleus. NCBI's taxonomy places the organism in Eukaryota, Metazoa, Echinodermata, Crinoidea, Comatulida, Comatulidae. The record is from RefSeq and is a predicted model, not a curated record. The annotation marks the transcript as partial. Gene Ontology annotation, biological process: protein ubiquitination; modification-dependent protein catabolic process.
AACAUUCAGAAGGAGUCUACCCUUCACUUGGUACUUCGUCUCCGUGGUGGUAUGCAGAUCUUCGUAAAAACCCUGACUGGCAAGACCAUCACACUUGAGGUUGAACCAUCAGACACCAUUGAGAAUGUGAAAGCAAAAAUCCAGGACAAAGAGGGAAUUCCACCAGAUCAGCAACGUCUCAUCUUCGCUGGAAAACAACUUGAAGAUGGCCGAACACUGUCUGACUACAACAUCCAGAAGGAGUCUACCCUUCACUUGGUACUUCGUCUCCGUGGUGGUAUGCAGAUAUUCGUAAAAACCCUGACUGGCAAGACCAUCACACUUGAGGUUGAACCAUCAGACACCAUUGAGAAUGUUAAAGCAAAGAUCCAGGACAAAGAAGGAAUUCCACCAGAUCAGCAACGUCUCAUCUUCGCUGGAAAGCAACUUGAAGAUGGCCGAACACUGUCUGACUACAACAUCCAGAAGGAGUCUACCCUUCACUUGGUACUUCGUCUCCGUGGUGGUAUGCAGAUAUUUGUAAAAACCCUGACUGGCAAGACCAUCACACUUGAGGUUGAACCAUCAGACACCAUCGAGAAUGUGAAAGCAAAGAUCCAGGAC